Molecule: messenger RNA, 5451 nt
Organism: Rhinolophus ferrumequinum (greater horseshoe bat)
Lineage: Eukaryota; Metazoa; Chordata; Mammalia; Chiroptera; Rhinolophidae
Product: AP-5 complex subunit beta-1
Exons: 3
Coding region: 32-2959 (975 amino acids)
Biological process (GO): RNA catabolic process; endosomal transport
Cellular component (GO): AP-type membrane coat adaptor complex; ribonuclease H2 complex; lysosomal membrane
Source: RefSeq, a predicted model, not a curated record
CACGUGGAGACGCACGGCUUCUUCACCAGAAAUGCGCGGGGCAUUUUCGAAUCCUACUCGCCCGGUACCGUCUGCUUCCUUAACCAAAGGUGGCGCCGUCCCACCUUUCCCGGGCCGGGCUGGAGGCAGCCGGGGGGAGGAGGCAGGUCAGAGAAGGAGUCGCCAAAGCGUCCCCGCUUUCCUCCGAGAGACCGUGCCCGGGACGGCGCGCGCACCCUUUCCAACUCCGCUGAGCUGUCGCCGUCCUCCCUCCGAACGAGGUCCCCUGCAGCCAGGUGCACCGGGCGAGAGGGAAGCGGGACCUGCGCGCCUGACCAUGGGGCCCUUGAGCCGGGAAACCUGGGCCCAGCGCCUGGGCGCCUUCCGGGCCAGCCCGUCCGCCUUCAUGGCAGGUCCUGAGGGUGAGGAUCUGGGUCGUGACCUGCUGAGCGACCUGAGGAGUGAGAAGCUGAGCGAGCAGACCAAGGUUUCCUUGCUGGCCCUGAGCUUGGAGUACCCAGCCGAGCUGUGGCCUGAUACCCCUGCAGCUGAGGCAGCCGUCACCUCCCUGUUGGACACUCUGGACCUUCUACCCCCACGGUCCUCAGCUCUGCGGCGGCCCCUGUUGCUGGCGGCUACCACAGCCUUGGUGGCAGGAGGUGCACUGGGCCCCACCUCUGGAGCCUCUCUCCGGCUCCUGCCCCUACUCCUUGGCUUGGCUUCUGGCCGCGCUCUGGGGCAAGGUAUUGGCCCCUCCUCGGAACAGCGCCCCCUGCAGGCCACGGCGUGCGAGUGCCUGCGGGAGCUGGAGAGCUGCAAACCUGGGCUGCUGGGGGGUUACCUGGGGCUGCUACGGGGUCUGCUGGGGCAGGGGGGCCCCGUGGGCCCUGUCCAGCCACUCAGCCUGCUGCUGGCACUUGCCCUUCGCAACACCUUGGCGAUACAGGCUAGGGCCAGGGCUAGCCUGCAGGGUCUGCUUACAGCCAGGGUGUCUCCCACUGGGGGUGGCCCCUGGAACUGGACACUAGCUGAAGAGGGCGAUGCCCACCUUCAGCCCCAGGUGUCCCCCUGGCUGGCAUCUGAGGAGGAGGAGUGUGGCCUUUCAGCGCUAGAGCCUAGUCCUGAGGAGGCCCUGGAGCUGCGGGCUGCCGUGGCCCAGCUUUUGGACACCUCCUAUCUGCUCACUCCUGUGGCCCAGGCCCAGCUUCUUUGGCAGCUGGGCUGGGCCCUGCGGGGUCUGCGGGGACAGCUCCCAGUGCUCUUCAAGCCGCAGUUGGUACGGCUGCUGGGCACAGCACAGCUGACUCUGCUGCACGCUGUCCUGGCACUCAAGGCCGCCUUCGGCGAGGCGCUGUUCACAGCCCAGGACGAGGCCUUGCUGCUCCACAGGCUCAUUUUGGCUGCCCAGCACCCAGCCCUGCCCCUGCCUGCCCAUCUCUUCUACCUGCACUGCCUCCUGAGCUUCCCCGAGAACUGCCCUCUGGGCCCCACAGGCGAGGAAGCUCUCCCACUGCUGCUAGAGCCCCAGCUGUGCUGUGGCCUCCUUCCCAGUCUCCUGCUCGACCCAAUGGCCCUCCUGGCCCGCCUGCAUCUGCUGUGCCUGCUGUGUGCUGAAGAUGAGGAAAAGGAGGAGAAAGGUCAGGGUCAGAGCCCCCGGCGCUACUUGGAGGAGCUGCUGGCCAGCCUGUGGCAGAGGGCAGCCCUGCAUGGGGGCCCCCGGGCCUUGGCCACACUUUGCUUCCAGGCCUCAUACCUGGUUGCUCACUGCCUGGCUGGACAACCUACAGUGCUGAGGCCCUUGAUUCGUGGACUGGCCCAUCUGUACCGAGCCCGGCCUGUGCUGGCUCCCCAUUUUGUGGACCUCUUGGAUCAGGUGGGCUCUGAACUGGGGGAGCCCCUAAGGGUGGUGUUGCAGCAAGAGGUGGUGUCCAGGCCAGGUGGGGAUGAGGCCCUUGGUUGGCACCUGCAGAUGCUGGCAAAGGUGGCAGACCGGGAUGCCCAGAGUGCCACCCUCAGCUUCCUGCAGGCUGCAGCUGUUCACUGCACAAACUGGGGCCUCCAGCAGGCCCUGCUGCAGGUCUGCCGGGCCCUGCUUCGGGCAGGUGUUGGGGGAGGCCUGGCAGACUUGUUGCAGGCCCUGGCCAGGCAGCUAGAGGACCCAGAUGGACGGGACCAUGCCCGCCUCUACUAUAUCCUCCUGAGCCAUCUGUCAGCGCCCAAGCUGGGGGUGGCCCUGGGUCCCUCACUUGUUGUACCUGCACUAGCCUCUUCACUGGUGGCUGAGAAUCAGGGCUUUGCUGCGACACUGAUGGUGCAGGAGGCUCCAGCCCCGAUUCAGCUGAGUGUGGGGGCCCGCAGAGCCGAGGGCCCGGUCCCAGUGCUGCAGCUCCAGGUGGAGGUGCUGGAGCCUGUGUACUCUCUGGAGCUGCGCUUCCGCGUGGAAGGACAACUCUAUGCACCCCUGGGGGCUGUCCACGUGCCCUGCCUGUGCCCUGGCCGCCCCGCCCGCCCUCUGCUCCUGCCCCUGCAGCCCCGACGCCCGGCCCCCACACAGCUGGAUAUCCGCGCCCUGUACACCACAACCACUGGCCUCACAUGCUAUGCCCACCUGCCACCCCUGCCUGUGAACUUUGCUGACCUCUUUCUGCCUUUCCCUCAGCCCCCUGAGGGGGCCACACUGGGCUUCUUUGAGGAGCUCUGGGAGUCUUGCCUGCCAAAGGGCACUGAGAGUCGCUUAUGGUGCCCUCUUGGGCCACAGGGUCUGGAGGAUUUGGUGUCCCGCCACCUGGAGCCCUUUGUGGUGGUGGCCCAGCCCCCCACUAGCUACCACAUAGCCAUUCGCCUGCCCCCCGACUCGAGGCUGCUGCUGAGGCUGGAGAAAGCCCAGGCAGAGGGAGUGCCGGUGGUCCUGCGGACGGAUGACUGGUCCGUGCUCCCCCUGGUGGGGGACUACCUCCGUGGUCUGGCAACUGCUGUCUGAGCCCAAAGGCCAGGACACAGUCCUAUGGCUCCUUCCUGUAAAAACCUACAUUCACCAAUGACCAUCACUGGUUUGUUUUCUUCUGGACGCUGAUCGGGGGCAGAACCACUGGGAUGAGCGUCAGAAUCUCCAAGAAAGCUUCCAGGCUAGGAACCCUCAGGCUACAGGGCUCCAAAGUUCCUCCCUAACCGAAUAGGCUGGCAUUCUCCAGAAUCCCUACCCAGGAGGCAAGAGAAAAAACAUUUUCAUCUCUGCUUCCCAGAGAGGGUCUGGCCUUGCCCAAAACCACCCAGCAAUUUAGGAAUGAGCCUGGAGCUGGAUUUGGGCCUCCGGACCCGUGGGCCAGCGUUUUUCAAUUCCUGAGGUUUGCCUCAGGGAUCUCAGGCUAGAUAGGAUGAUGGAGUGUCAGCCAUAAACAGUGAGAGGAAGUGGUAACCCCUUCCCUGGGGAGGGAGGCUCCCCCCAUGCUACAUGGAUUGGAGCCAGCUCUAGGAAGGGCCUGCUAGUAGUUCUGAGGCUGAGAGGGGUCUCCAUGAUCUGUGCUAAAACUAAGCUGGCUUUCACCUCAUCCUCUAGGAAACCUCAUCUAUGGACCUAGGCAUCUUCUCAAGUAAGAACCAACCCCCUAGUUCUUAUUCCAAAUAUGUAAGAUAUUUAGGGUUCCGACGUAUUGAGGCCAGCUCAGCUGUCAGGCGCUGAGCUAGUGUUUUCCACAUACAUUGCGUCAUUUCAUCCUUGCAACAGCUUAACAGGGCCCCACAGAUGAGGAAAUCAGGAGGCCAGAGGGGUUGAGUGAUUUUCCUAUGAUGGCCCAGCUGGUUGGUAAUCGUGUUUUGUCAUCCCGGAGCAGGUUUCUGUUACCACACCAUCAGAGCAAAGCUCUGCAUGGGACCCAGAGGCCCCACCCUCUGUGCCCUGGGCCGGCCCCUAGGAGGCUGCAGUGAGCAGUGCUGGGUGGAGAAUGACCAGAGGCUGAAGCCUUACUGCUCUGGGGAAAGGGCCUAUUCUGCUCCUGCCUCCUCAGCUCCCAGCCCACAGAUUCCUGUGGGCCAGUCUUGACCCUCCUGAUGAGCAGGCUACAAAAGGAAAGAAGGGCCUGGGACAAGUGGGGCUGUUAUAGGUCGUGUAAGAAGGUCUGCCCCAAGCUUGAGCUCCUGCAGUAACUUACUGUGUGAUCUGGACAAGCCAUUGCCAAAUCAGGAAGGGUUUGGUUCCAGGAGACAGAAACUUCUCCAGCUGUUUGCAGCAGAAAGGGAUUUAAGAUAGAAUCAGGUGCUUACAAAAUCUCGGGGAAGGCUGGAAAAGUGACCCUCCAGAAGGCCACCACUAGGACUGUUCCAGAACAUACUGCCCUGUCUGCAGUCCAGUUCCUCUCAGCACCCGGGAAGCUGGGCCCAGAUCCUGGAACAUCCCACUACUGCCUCUUGACCCCCGCAAAGCCAGAGAGCUGAUGGUGCUGCAGAAAGACUGAACCUGCCACAACUGGCAAACGGCCUCAGCCUUGGUUCCUCCGUCCACAUCAUUCAUAGGGUGUCUAAUAAGUGGGAUCUGUUUCUCACACAGACCUCUAGUGGCAAAGGAGUUGGAAAAUGUACUUGUUUUCUUUUUAACCUCAGGUGCAGAAGGUGGUGUUAAUCCUUCACCUACGAUUAAGAUGAUUGGCCCACAUAAGGACUCAUCAGCCAUCCUUUUGUCCAUCUGUCCAUCCAUGCUUCCAUCCCAUUGUAUCCACCCACUCCUGUGCUGGGCACCAUGUGACCUCCAGCUCCCCUGCCACCCCACCAUCACAAGUGCGCCUCAGCGAACAUUCUUACAGACCUUUGUGACAGUUUACCUAGGGUUCAUACCAGGAGCAGAAUCGCCGAUUGUAGUGUGUCCAUGUGCUUAAUUUGACUAAGAUGUCCGAGUAAUUCAUUUUCAGCCUUGCGUCCUCUCAGUAAGGGGAGCCACGCUGUGAGGUAGGGGUUGACCCUUGGUGAGCCAGCCUGCGAUUCCCACCACAGCCCACCCCUCUGCACUCAGUAUCCACAUAACCUCUGCUCCUCCUUCAACUUCCCAAAGAUCAUGCCAACAGGCUCAUACAACCAAAACUUCCCAGAGGGGAGACCCCAAGUCCCCCCAGCCAGUGUCCACCUGUGUGGACAUGCCCAGUGUUCACCAAUGGCCGGUUCUCCACUUCAGGCAUUCUUGCACCCUUCCCCACCUCCUGGGUGUUAGGCCAGGCCGUGGGACCAGCUCUGGCUCAUGAGACGUGAAGAGUUAGUUCUGGACGUUUUAUUGCCGGCGGCGCUUCCACCCCUCUCUCCCCUCCCCCGCGGUGGAAGGAUACAUUGGAGGUUCUGAAGAGUUUCGUCAUAAUCUCACCUUGAUACACUGUAACAUGCAUUAGAUUAUGAAGUUAAUCAUCAAUAACACCCACUUUAUAUGAAACAAGGAAAGACGUGGAAGGGUAUCGGUUAAUCUAUAUUUUACUUGCAAGGAAGAAAGUAUUG